UUACUAUGGUUUCUAAUUUGUUGGAACGAUUUCCCUCUGACGAGAGCGUUUCGUAAUCGAGAUUAUAUUCACUUGUAUAACGUAUAUAUCUUUAUCUGCUGUAGUAAUCAAUUUAGAGCGGUGAGUAAGGUUGAUCCAGGUUGAUCAAAAAAUGGACUCCACAGUGCAAGAGCACAUUCCAGACCUGCAGCUGAGUCGUGAUUAUGGGAACACACUGGAGACCCUUCAGCCACCCGUGCUAACCGACAAUGCCAACACAGAGCACUCUCCACAUGUUGAAUCCCAGACAUUGUUUCUAAGCAGAAGGAAGUUGAACGAAAUCCCUGAAACUAUUCUAAGACAUAGAUCACUAAAGGAGUUAUAUCUUGAGGGCAACAAGUUAAUCAAUCUUCCAGAUUCAAUGUUUGUACGUUUACCCCACCUGGUGUGGUUGGACCUCAGAAAUAACCUAAUUGGAUCACUUCCAGCUGGAAUAGGCUCUCACAGGUAUCUGAAAACACUGCUGCUGGAGGGAAAUCCUAUCUCAGAGCUUCCCCCAGAGCUUGGUAAUGUUCUUUCCCUCAAAGGCCUGAACCUGAGAAAUUGCCCCAUCCGCUCCCCCCCUAAGGACAUUGUGCACCAGGGGCUGGAGUGUAUCCUCCAGUACCUGAGGAGCGCCAUGGCCGAGCGCCCGGUCAGUGUCCAGAGGUCUCAUCCAGACGGGCCCCCCGUGGAGAAGCUCCGGCUGUCAGCGCUGGUGAGGUCGAGUUUGGAGUCGUGUGGCGAAGACGAAGAGGAGGAGGAAGAGCAGGAGCUUCAGAGGUUCAAGGAGCUUAAGCACAAGAUGAUCCUGCUGGACAGUGCUGAGCUUGGCUCCAGCUCCCCCAGUACCACACGGUCGCAAGGAAGCCUGCCAGUUGUCAAGAGCCAGUUUGGGAGGUCGGGAAAAAGGAAAACGGCAGCGGAGGAAGAACUGAAGGAAAAGCAAGAGCUUCUUGAACAGAAGAAAAAGGACCAGGAGCUUCUUCAGAAAUGGCGCACUGACGCAAAGGUCAUGCAGGCGCAGAAGGCAGCGAGGCUGGAGCAAGAGAGACGAGAGAACCAAUUGAAAGAGGCAUUGGAGAAGAAGCUCUCCAAUAGUUCUCCCAACCCAACCCAACGGCAGCAGAGGGCCCCUGGGAGCCACAAAGAGCAGGAGGAGGCCAGAGCGGCCCGGGACCGUGAGCUGGAGCAAAGGAUUCGCAAGCAAAUGCAGAUGAUGCAGGAGAGACGUGGGAAACCCAAAGGAACAGUAAAAGAAGAGAAGGCCAAUGCGGAAAAAGAUAUGAGAGAGACGCUGAAGCUGCAAGCUGAGCUCCUGAAAAGGAAACAAGAUCGAGAGAAAGAAUACCGAUUCACUGCCUUCACUGGAGACAUUUAACCAGCUUGUCCCAAUAACUAAAACAUUUUGGAACACUUUGUGGUUUGGGUUGUUUGUAUGUUUUCUUACUUGUACAUCUGUGACAUAUAUACAAUAAAUAAUAAUUACAUAAACUA
Messenger RNA from Gadus macrocephalus (Pacific cod), 1515 nucleotides. Its product is annotated as leucine-rich repeat-containing protein 27-like. Gene Ontology annotation, molecular function: protein binding. Lineage: Eukaryota; Metazoa; Chordata; Actinopteri; Gadiformes; Gadidae. The record is from RefSeq and is a predicted model, not a curated record. The coding region runs from base 152 to 1399 and encodes 415 amino acids. The transcript has 11 exons.